UUGAACCGGGUAGUUCAGCGCUCCGGCGAUUCUCAAUUGAUGACUGUCCGUCUCUUCGUACAUUGCACAAGAAGAGUAGACUGGCUAGUGUACGCUAGUUUGAGCCGUCCUCUAUUCCAAUAUCUUUCGGAACUGUUGUUGACAUUCAACAGUGAAGGGGACUUGUCCAAAAAGUUAACAUUUUGGAGUGAUCAUAAGGAGCGCAUUUACCCAAACGUGUAGGUCCUCGUUAAAGACUGUCCACCAGGGAUGUUCGACCUAACGAAGGAAUGGAACCUGUCAUUCGCCGGCUGCGGGUUCCUGGGGAUCUAUCACAUCGGAGUGGCCAGCUGCCUGUCGGAACAAGCGCCUUACCUUAUCAAAGGUGCCACCAAGAUCUACGGGGCUUCAGCUGGUUCCCUCUCUGCCUCGAUGCUCGCCAGCCAGGCAUCCAUAGCUAAGUGCUGUGAGGAUGUGAUCGAGACUGUCAUGGAGGCCCGGAAGCGUAACCUGGGUCCCCUCCACCCCUCCUUCAACCCGCUCAAGAUCAUCAGGUCGGGCCUGGAGCGCGACCUGCCCGCCAAUGCUCACACACUCGCCUCCGGGAGGCUGUGUGUGUCACUCACUCGCGUGUCUGAUGGACAAAACGUCAUCGUGUCCGAGUUCAAGUCCAAGGAGGAGCUCAUCCAGGCGCUGCUGUGUAGCUGUUUCAUCCCCAUAUACUGUGGCCUGAUCCCCCCAUCCUUCCAAGGAGUGCGUUAUGUGGAUGGGGGCAUCAGUGACAACCUUCCUCAGUCAGAGCUGAAGAACACCAUCAGCAUCUCUCCGUUCUCAGGCGAAAGCGACAUCUGUCCCCGGGACACCUCCUUCAACUUCCACGAGCUUCGUUUCACCAACACCUCCAUCCGGUUGAACCUGAGCAACAUGUACCGCCUCAGCAAGGCCCUGUUCCCCCCAGAACCCAAGGUCAUGGCAGAGAUAUGUCAGAGUGGCUACAAGGACGCCCUUCGCUUUCUUGAGGAGAACCAUCUGCUAAAGCUGGAGUGUCCGACUGCCGGCCCCUACCUAUCAGAAGCCACCUGCUGCUGCAAGCCCAUCGCCAUGGAAACCACUAAGAACUGGAUGUUCUGGCGUCUCCGCCUCCUGAGGAAGCAACACUGGUGGUUGGAUGAGCAGAUUGUUGACAACCUGCCAACCCAAAUCAAGAAAGUGUUCUGUGAGGCGUGCCAGCAGAAGCCUGGUCUGUAUGCUCAGGUGUCUGAGAUGCUGCUGGUCAGAGUGGCCUCCUACAUGCUCCUGCCCUGCACACUACCUGUGGUAUCAGCCUACUCAGUGGGCAAGAGGUUUGUGGAGUGGAUCCCAGAGGUGCCUGCAGACAUGCGUUGGCUAGCUGGGGUGGCUGGGGAUGUUGCUGGGAGCGUGUACAGACAGGCCUGGAGAGGAGCACCAGCAGACAUAACCAGUGAUGGUUCCCUGAGGAAUUGCACGAGCCUGCCCCCACCCCUGGAACGUGACGGACAAAGGGAGAGAGACUGUCACCUCGCCGGGUUCGCUCGCUCUGCUCUCAAAUUCCAAAGCCAAUACUGGAACAUCCCCACCGCCCCCUCUUCCCACUGCCCCACCAGCCCCCACUCGCCCAGCCCCUCCCCUCGACAGAUCUGCUUCAGUGUUCAUUUUGGCACUCUUUUUUAGAUCCAUUCUAGUCUGUCAUUUUGACUAAAAUAUCAUUAAAUCUUAGUCACAUUUUUGUGAUUUGAAUAAUGAUUUAGUCAUUGUUAAAAUGAUGAAAAGAGAGCCGUUUUAGUCAACUAAAUGCCCUUUCAUUUUAGUUAUAUUUUAGUCCACAUCACAUUUGUAUUGCCUCAUUAGCCACAAACCACGUUUCCAUCCAGUGUUUUUAUGGGAGUAGUCAUAUCAAAGAUUUGUAUAACUAACCCAAGAUGGACCAUAACUACUGAGAUGGUAGGCUAUUCAAGAAAUAAAUGGUUCUAUCCAACAUGUCCAAGCAGGA
Messenger RNA from Salvelinus namaycush (lake trout), 1990 nucleotides. Its product is annotated as patatin-like phospholipase domain-containing protein 2. Gene Ontology annotation, biological process: positive regulation of triglyceride catabolic process; lipid homeostasis; triglyceride catabolic process. The transcript is spliced from 9 exons. NCBI's taxonomy places the organism in Eukaryota, Metazoa, Chordata, Actinopteri, Salmoniformes, Salmonidae. Gene Ontology annotation, molecular function: triacylglycerol lipase activity. Bases 250 to 1671 code for a protein of 473 amino acids. Gene Ontology annotation, cellular component: membrane; cytoplasm; lipid droplet. The record is from RefSeq and is a predicted model, not a curated record.